CUUCGUGUAUUUUAGUAGACGUCUUCUUUCUGUCCAAUACGGUAAUAAUCCUUUCCUAUGUAUAAGGUAUAUCCUAUGGUAAGCAGCACGAAAUAAAUCUGAAAAUCAAGUUGACGUAAAAUAUAAUACAUUUUGGACAAUUCGAAACUAAGAAAAUAAAGACUACAAAUCAGUAGUUGAACAAAAAAAUAUUGUAGCAAACAACUGGUUCACUAAAAAUAUCGACGAGGAUGAGAUUCGAACUCACGCGUGCAGAGCACAAUAGAUUAGCAGUCUAUCGCCUUAACCACUCGGCCACCUCGUCUAUAUUCUAUUUAAGUGCCAUAUUUCUUUAUAAUUUUUGCUAACAUAGAAAGCAUAAAAUUAGUUCCGUUAAUUCCCAACAUCCGCUCCCGGUUGAUAACUUCGAGUCGAAAUGAAAUUAUGAUUAAAGGGUAAGACCUCGACUGUUCAAUUUCUGCCAAAUCGUGGGUUGUAAGUGGUAAACCGCUUCCCAUGCUUGAAAUAUCAGUCUGAAAAAUUAGAGUUGUAUUUUCAAACUCGGAUGAUUUCACUCCCACAACGUUACGAAAGGAAGUGGCAACGUGUAGAUGUCUGUCGGUGUUCUAUAAAUCUCUAUUCAGGACAAUCCAAACAAAUUAAAAAAAGUGAUUACUAAAGUGAAACUUAAGUUUUUACAAAAUAUGGUGCUUUUAAUAACGUUCUUCAUAUUUUUGCCUCUGAUAAUUCAUGCAAAAUGGCUAGUGAUGGUUCCCGAUCUAACGCAACAAGUGGUCGAUGCUCGUAGUGAUCUCAAAUUAACUUGCAUCUACCAGUUUAAAACCGAGGAAGAAAAUACUUCUGCCACCAUUACGUGGAUAUUGCCCGAUUUCCUCAUUUACCAAGAAGAACACAAUAUCAACACUCGUUUUCGUUAUGUGGCUGACAGGAAUAAAACUCAUGUGAAAUCGACAAUGAUUUUACAAAAGACAAGUCCUUCUGAUACGGGAUAUUUUACUUGCGCCGUCUCUCCCGAAAUUAAAAUCAACCAAUACGUUUACAUUUACAGUAAAAAAGAACUUGUUUUCAUCGAGGCUGACGUCAUCACGGAAUUUGUUUCGUUAGCGGGCGAACCUCUGGAUAUCCCGUGCAAACCAACCCAUCCAAACGUAACAAUGUCUUUGUACCGCGGAGAACUCGGCGCAGACGGAGACCUGGAAUGGAAGUUUAUAGAAUUGUCACCUGAAUUUAAAAAUGCCAGUUGGUUGCUGAAACCCACCCCAGAACGAGGACUGACGUUAACUAAUUCGAAAGUCAACGACACUGGACAAUACAUUUGUAUAGGCAGCAUAAACGAACGUACGCCAACUGCUAAACACACCGACAGUGAAUUCAACGUUUUCAUCAGAGGAAUGGAACUAGUUAGGAUUGGGGAGGGCGAUGUGGUGGAAGGUGACAAUGUUACCCUGAUAUGUAGUACUAUGAUUCAAAGUAGUGUCUCAAAAUUCGUUUGGCGACCGGAAUGGUCUUACGUAAUCAACGAAACCGACCAAGAACAGAUUAUAAAUAUAACUGACCCUCCUAAAGGAAUUAAAAUAAACAACGAAGUGAUCCACAAGGUUCUUGGAGAUUACUGGUACGAUUUACAUCAAAGUCAGCUGGAACUGUCCAGCGUUACUCUUGAUACGCACGCGCACUUUCAAUGCAGAGGCAACGUCAGUCGUAAAACGAUUUCUCAAUCAAUUAGUUUUACAAUCAAAGAAAUAAAUAAUGAUCCAUUGAAUGUCAAACUGGGAAAAGGAAUAGCUCAGAAUUUGACUUGCAAUAGAAUAUCAGACGACGUCCACAUCCAGUGGUUCAAGGAUGACAUAGAAUAUUUGGGAUUAAUCCAUACAAGCAGUAGUUCAUCAGUUUUGCCACUACAAGGAAUUGGUGGAGAAACGGGAACUUAUUCAUGUCGUUGGAACAACAGUCGAGGAGAAAAGAGAUAUAGAAAUUUUAAUUUUUCAGAAGAAACAGAAUCUACAAGUAUUGCCAUCGCUGUUUGCGUAUCUCUUGCAACUUUAGUUAUUAUCGGAGUACCCAUCAAACAGUACGUUGAUAAGAAAAACCUGGAAAAAGAAAUUCAAGAAAGAUUGAACGGAAAUCCUGAUGGCAUUGAUCCAAACUUGCCAAUCGAGUAUCAAACUGAAUUUCUUCCUUAUGAUAAAGGAUGUGAAUUUCCCAAAAAUCGCCUCAGAUUGGGAAAAAAGCUGGGCAAAGGAUGCUUUGGGGAAGUUUACAAAGCCGAAGCUGUCGGCAUGAAAGACUCGGAUGAGACUGUUACAACAGUAGCCGUAAAAAAAGUCCUUUCGGCAUCGCAAUUUCAAAUCAAAUUAAAGAAUGAGGGACUAGACGCUCUCAUUAGAGAACUAAAAAUUCUGAAUUAUUUAGGACCGCAUAUAAAUGUCGUCAAUUUACUGGGAGCCUGUACCAAAGACAUUAUCAAAGGCGAACUCUUGCUGAUUAUCGAUUAUUGUCGUUUCGGCAAUUUACAAUCUUAUUUGAUUAAACAGCGUAAUAAAUUUCUCAACCAAUUGGAUGACUUUGGUAACCUAAAUCUACCAAAUGAAUUUGUGGAAAUUAGCGCGAUUCACUGUGGGGACGGUGCCUCCUGCGGAAAAUCAAGACAGCAACUACAGCCUGGACACUCAGACAAUUCCGUAUCUCAAGCGAGAAAUUCGAUAACCGACAUUUCAAUCUGUCCCGUGUCAUUAACAGAAGAAGAUUGCCUUCAAGAAACGGAAGCCAUUUGGAAAUAUGGAGGAGACGUUGACGCAAAUUUCUAUCCAUCGAUUUCCACCUGGAAUUUAAUUAGCUUUUCUCUCCAAAUAGCCAAGGGGAUGGAAUAUAUAGCUAGUAAAAAGGUUCUCCAUGGCGAUUUAGCCGCUCGCAAUGUUCUUUUAGCUGAUCAUGGAGUUGUCAAAGUUGCAGAUUUUGGUAUGGCGCGAAAAAUGUACAGCAACAGCUAUGAAAUAAAAGGGCAGGGAUUGCUACCAGUCAAGUGGAUGGCCAUUGAAUCGUUGGCGGAUAACGUGUUUUCUAGUCAAUCUGACGUCUGGUCUUACGGGAUUCUUCUAUGGGAACUCUUUACCCUGGGCAAAAUUCCAUACCCAGGUAUGAACGGCCAUAUACUCGUCAAAGAUAUUCAAGACGGACUACGAAUGGAGAAACCAGAUUACUCGCCAAACUUUUUUGGAGACAUAAUGAAAAAUUGCUGGAAAAAAGAACCUAACGAUCGACCUACAUUCUGUCAGCUGACUAACAUGAUCGAAAACUAUAUGGAGACAUUCGUCGGUUCCCAGUACUUGGAUGCAGGCUUAACUGAAAACAAUGUCAACGAAGAUUUCGGUGACUCUUCACCCUCAAAACAUUUGGAAUAAAAAAUUGCCAUGCGAUUAGACACCACUCAAAAUAUGUUCUCAUCGAUAAUUCACAAGAAUGAAACAAAAGAAAAACAAUGUUUCACUCGGAGAACUUACAACAUAAAAACAAAAGUAAAUGAUGAUUCACUUUUAAGUGAGGAUCACGCUUUUAUACAACCGAACAUUAGCGAAAAAGAAUAUGAAAGGAAAGUAUGGAAGAAAAAUUCUUUUUUUAGCUGGGAAACCGUUUCUUGUCUUAUGUACCAGUGUUCUUUAAAGUGCUAAAUAUGAACUCAAAAAGUGAACUGUA
Messenger RNA from Daphnia magna, 3693 nucleotides. RefSeq names its product vascular endothelial growth factor receptor 1-like. The record is from RefSeq and is a predicted model, not a curated record. Gene Ontology annotation, cellular component: signaling receptor complex. The transcript is spliced from 16 exons. Gene Ontology annotation, biological process: protein phosphorylation; cell surface receptor protein tyrosine kinase signaling pathway; multicellular organism development. The coding region runs from base 684 to 3401 and encodes 905 amino acids. Lineage: Eukaryota; Metazoa; Arthropoda; Branchiopoda; Diplostraca; Daphniidae. Gene Ontology annotation, molecular function: ATP binding; transmembrane receptor protein tyrosine kinase activity.